Messenger RNA from Triplophysa dalaica, 7392 nucleotides. RefSeq names its product desmoplakin-like. Gene Ontology annotation, cellular component: intercalated disc; plasma membrane; intermediate filament. The transcript is spliced from 2 exons. Bases 417 to 6119 code for a protein of 1900 amino acids. Gene Ontology annotation, biological process: cell-cell adhesion; intermediate filament cytoskeleton organization; skin development. NCBI's taxonomy places the organism in Eukaryota, Metazoa, Chordata, Actinopteri, Cypriniformes, Nemacheilidae. The record is from RefSeq and is a predicted model, not a curated record. Gene Ontology annotation, molecular function: structural molecule activity.
AUUAACAUGUUGUGGUGGACAAUGCAAUUUUUUUUUGCUUUGAACUUAGCGAUGUUAUGCUCCCAGCCAUGUGUUAUUCGAGUACAAUGACACAUGAAAACUAUAACAAACACUCUAACACAGGGAUUUACUAUCUGGCUUUUGGCGAGCCACUAUUCUGGACAAUGUUUGCUUUAACAUACUCCACAAACAUUUUUUUACCACACUUUAUGACCAUUUUUUGCAAUACAAGUCUUCCUUAUGCUUGGGCAUUUAGAUACAAAACAGCAUACAGUGCUGUAUUUUGUAUCAUUGCUGGUGACCCUGUCUCUUGGAGAUAAAGCAUGGCCUGAAGAGGCCAUGAAUAAGGCUGAGGAGUAUGCACAAAUAUGCAGUGGUGGUGGUAGGGCAUUUUCAACGUUUAUUGGUAAGUAAACAUGAAUCGCCUUAUGUCUUUCGCGCAGCUGACUAGAAGAUUACUCUGUCUUGCUUUUCAGAGAAGGAUAUCAUUGGAAAGAGCCGAGUACAUGAGCUGGACUGAGAACAUGGAAUUGCAGAAAGCUGCGAAUGAAGAGGAGAUUUCCAGGCUCCGGAGUCAGUUACUGGAGCUUGAGGCUUCACUGUCCAACCGACAACAGCAGCUGGAAAUCCUGGGAACAGAUCUUGAGAUGCAGCAGAAGUCUAUAGAAGACUUGACUUUACAGAAGUCAAAGCUUGAGUAUGAAAAACAGAAAUACCGCCACGAACUAGAAGGUAUAAUCAAAAGCAAGGGUUCGGUUGAACAAGAGUUGAAUCGUGCCCGGCAACAGGUUCAGCAAUCUGAGGCUAAACAAGCCUCCCUGGAAGACAGUCUUCGCAACCUUAAGAAAAGCAUAGAGGAGAGUACAUUGGCCCGCAAGAAGCUUGAAGAUCACUUAAGACGUAAGGACAGUGACGUUCAGGGACUUGAGGAGCACAGUCGUACGUUGGAGCGAGAAUUGAGGGCCAAGGAAGAUGUCGAGGCGGAGCUUAUAAGCCAUGUGAGAAUCAUGGAGUCAGAAGUCAGAAUGAAGCAAGGGGAAUCCUUGCUGGGUUUCAGCAAGGAAGGUGCACAGCUGUCAUCAUUUACAGCCAGUUCUCAGAUGCUCCAUUCAGAAUCCGAGGCGGAUAUCCUGCAUCGAAAGAUGGAGGAUCUUGUGAUGGGCAAGAAGCGAGCCGAAAAUGAGAUCAAGACUUUAAAAUCUGAAUUGAACUCAGUUGUUGUUCAUAAGAAUCUGGCCGAGGAAAAAGCACAGCGCUUUAAGGAACUCAUAGAUGAAUCAAACAACAGGUUGUUGAAGUUUCAGGCAGAAAUGGAUGCAGACAGGUCGAACAUUAGACAAAAAUCAGAGGAGUUAAGACAGGAAUCUUCUGAAUUAAAGAAAUCUGUCUACGUGUUUCAAGAACAAAUCAAGUCGCUCCAGAGAGACAAAUCUGCUCUGGAGCAAAGAGUGCUUUUCCAUAAAACAGAAGUUGAUGGCAUAAAAGAAAAGCUCAAGGUCAACCAAGGAAAACUUCUACAAUGGAACUCCUAUGAGCAGGAAAGCUCACAAAAGUUGAGGUGCUUGGAAGAUGAGUUGUCUUCCAAACAGACUGAAGUAGAGCAGAUAUCAUUUAAGAUGAAUGAACUGAAUCGAAAAAAUCAGUUGUUGGAAAGUGAUACUCGACAUCUUAAGGUAAGUAUCGAGUCCCUCCAGCAAGACAAAUCCCACGCUGAACAAAAGAUUAAAGCCCUGAAUGGUGAGUCUGACGUUUUAAAGGAGCAACUGCAUAGAGCCAAGGACGAAAUUAAUCUGAAAACACGAAAUGAGAAGGAAGCUCAAGUCAAGGUUAAAAACCUUGAAACGGAGCUACAGAAAAAAUCCUUACAGCUGAUUCAGCUAACUAAGAAAGUAGAAGAACUGAAGAAGGUCAACAUGGACAAAGAACGCUCCACAAAAAAUGUCAAAGUUGAACUCGAUAGAGCAAACACAGAGAUUGGUAGUAAGGAACAGCAAAUUCAUAUACUCAAGUCUCAAGCAGAAAGUGCAAAAUCUCAAAUGAAAAUAGUGGAAGACGAGCUUCUAAACAAAUCGCAGAUAUCCCAUGAGCUUCAAAUUAAACUAAAAGGUUACAAUGAGGAGUCAAAAAAGACAUUUGAUUUGCAGCAAGAGAUCAAGUCUCUCACAAUGACCAUCACCAACUAUGAAAAAGAAAACAUAAACCUGAAAUCAGAGCUGAAUCUGGCUAACCACAAGGUUCAGGAACAGAAAGUAGAAAUACAUAACCUGAACAUGACUUUAAAAAAAAACAUGGCGGACUCUCAAAGAGAGUCAUUAGAGGGUAAGAAAAACAUUUCAAAGAUGCGAGAACUUGAAAAUGAGCUCAUGAAAUGUAAGCAGACUAUCAGCAGGAUCAGUGGAUGUUCAGAGAAAGCCACAGUCAGCCUGAAACAGGACAUCUCAUCUCUUCAGAGGGAUAAACACACCGCUGACCAGAAGUUACAGGCUUUAAAAUCUGAGUUUGACGAUCUCAGUUUAACACAAAAAAGAACAAAAGAUGAAUUGCAGCGUGUGACUGAAGAGAAUAAGUUAACUCAGUCCAAACUCAGAGAGUCGGAGGCCGAACUUCAAAGAAAAAGUUCUGUUAUACGAGAAUUGAGUUCUAACGCAGAUAAAUCAGUACUGAAUUUAAAACAAGAACUAGUCACCUUUCACAAGGAAAGAAGCUCAGCAGAAGAAAAAAUCUCAGCAUUGAAUCUCCAAAUAUCAGAGUUGAAGCACAAGUUAAAACUGACGCAAGAGGACCUCAGACAGAAGCAAAAAGAAGCAUCUUCUGCUGAGUCAAGGUCACAAAAGCUUGAAGAACAACUGAACAAUUGUAAAAAAAUGCUUGAUGAUCUAAAAGGGAAACUCAACUUACAAAAGAAAGGCUAUGAGACUCAACUGCAGUUAAUGCAGGCUGAAAUGGAGCAAAAGUUUUCCCUUCAAGAAGCGCGUCUAAAACAAGACUCCGACAGGAGGUCAAAGGAGCACUCACAUACUGUCGAAUCAGCUGAGAGAGAAAUCAAACACCUUUCUCAAGAAGUUGAAAAGCUUAACGCUUCAAUUGCCAAUGCGACAAAAGCCAAGCUAGAGGCCGAACAGCAACUUGCCGACCUACAAGCUCGCAUUGACGAAUCUGAGAAACAGAGGGAAAUUCUUGACCUGGAGCUUCUCAAAGCAAAAUCAAAGGUUUCUCAGUUAGAAACAGACAAAAUCAGGGGGAACACUAGUAUUUAUCAGCUCGACUGUAUUCAGAAAGACAGUUCAAACGCGAUAGGAGGGCUAAGAAAAAUGUUGUUGGAGACCAAUCAGAAACUGGAGAUCUCAGAAAAAGAAGCAAAGUCUUUAAAGGAGCAAAUUGUUUCGUACAUGAAAGAAAUGAAAUCUUUACAGGAGAAGAAUCUGAAGCUUGAGGUGGCAGUGAGCUCUGAGCAGAAGCACCUUGGUCAAGCCAAUCAUCGGUGUGCUAAAGACAGCGAGUUGGCCAAGCUCAAGACCGAACUUCAGCUGACUAAGCAAAUUGUUGCGGAGCACUCACAAUCUGUCAAAUCAGCAGAGAGAGAAAACAAACAGCUUUCUCAAGAAGUUGAAAAGCUUAAAGCUUCAAUCGCCAAUGCGACAAAAGCCAAGCUAGAGGCCAAACAGCAACUCGGCGACCUACAAGCUCGCAUUGACGAAUCUGAGAGACAGAGGGGAAUUCUUGAUCUGGAACUUCUCAAAGCAAAAUCAAAGGUUUCUCAGUUAGAAACAGACAAAAUCAGGGUGAACACUAGUAUUUAUGAGCUCAACAGUAUUCAGAAAGACAGUUCAAAUGAGAUAGGAGGGCUAAAGAAAAUGUUGAUUGAGACCAAUAAAAAACUGGAGAUCUCAGAAAAAGAAGCAAAGUCUCUAAAGGAGCAAAUAGUAUCCUACAUCAAAGAAAUGAAAUCUUUACAGCAGAAGAAUCUGAAGCUUGAGGUGGAAGUGAGCUCUGAGCAGAAGCUCCUUGGUCAAGCCAAUCAUCAGUGUGCUAAAGACAACGAGUUGGCCAAGCUCAAGACCGAACUUCAGCUGACUAAGCAAAUUGUUGCGUCUUGUGAAGAAGCAAAGCGGAGCCUAGAGGAGGAGCUGACAAAGAUGAAAAUGAGCUCUAAGAUAUCCAUGCUGGAAAAGGAGAAAGUCCUGGGGGAACUAAGAAAGGUCAAAAUCGAAGUAAUGAACGAGAAAGACAAGAAGAAUGAACCGACUAUUGAAUAUAAAAAACAGACAAACCAAGUAAAGGUUGCUAAAAGUCAGAGUGAGAUUACUGAGCGUGAGAAAAGUUCUGGACGAAGCCAAACUGUUUCUGAGUCAUUCAGUGACUCUGGCUCUUCAAGUCAAUUAAAAGGCCUGAAAAUUGAGUCUACUACCCAUAAAAUUCAAGGUCUCAGAGGACAUAUUAGUAUUAAAAAGUUAAUAAAAACCAGAAUAAUAACAGAGGAAAUUGCACUCAAGUUGCAAACUGGCCUCAUCACUAUGGAGGAGUUAGAAGAAUACCUUGCUCAAUUUAUCGGUAAACCAUCCUCGAUUGCGGGUAUUUAUGUAGAAUCCAGCAAGAAAAAGCUGUCCUUCAUGGACGCGGUUAAAGCAGGACUUAUAUCAAAAUCCUACGCUCUCCAGUUUUUGGAAGCACAGGCUGCCACAGGCUGCAUCAUUGACCCUAUAACAGGUGAAGGUCACUCUCCUGCAGAUGCUAUUGAGAAAGGUAUCAUUGGUGAGGAUCUGAAGGACAAAAUGGGUGACGCUUACAAAGCUGUCAGUGGUUAUACCUACGGAGGAAAAAUUCUUUCAGUGUUUCAAGCCAUGGAAGAGAGAAUUUUAGAUAGACAUAAAGGAAGAGCCAUUAUUGAGACUCAGAUAGCAACCGGAGGAUUGAUUCACUCGUUGAUUGGCAUUAAAGUUCCCAUGGAUUGUGCACUAGAACAGGGGCUCAUAAAUAAAGCCACCCUUCAAAGUCUCUAUGAUCCGGUCAGUAACCCAAAAGAUUUCCACUACCCAGACACCGGGCAAAAGGCAUACUAUAGUGAACUGCUGAGAGGGUGCGUGUAUGAUGUUAACGGUGGAGUCUAUCUUCUUCCAAUUAGUGACCAGCACCUCUACACUCUUUCUCCAUCAACCAAACACAGAGUGUCAGUUAUCAACACCUCGAAUGAUGCAAAAAUGUCUGCCUAUGAAGCGUACAAAGCUGGACAAAUUGACAAGAGAACCUAUCUGUUUCUUGCACAACUAGAAAGCGACUGGCAGGAGACAACAGUCAUGGAUUCAAGCAGGAGCCUCUUGCACAUCCUGAUAGAUCACAAGAGUGGACGGCAACUUUGCCUGGAGAAUGCUCUCAGUCUGAAAAUUCUCCAAACAGAAGAGCUUAGUAGUUACAGGAGUGGCCAACUCAGUAUAUUUGAGCUUGCUGAUCUUCUGAUUUCAAGAAGAGUAAUCUUUAAAGUUCCUAACAGUCCUGUUGCAGGGCUUUGGGAUGUUUCUUUGAAGAAAAGACUCUCGGUUUUCAAAGGUCUCCAACAAAACGUUGUGGACAGACUCACCGCGUUAAGGAUGCUAGAAGCACAGGCCUCCACCGGAGGCAUCUGUGAUCCGGCAUCCGGAGAAAGGAUUCUCAUCACGGAGGCACAACACAGAGGUCUCUUAGAUGAAGGUUUUGCAAGACAGCUCCAACAAUGUGAGCAAGCCUACUAUGGGAUCAUUCACCCUAAGAGCGGAAAGAUGUUGACUGUGGCUCAGGCCGUGCAAGAGAACCUGUUCCCCAAAGAUGUUGGACUAAGGUGUCUUGAGUUUCAGCUGGCCACUGGUGGACUCAUUAACCCAGAGAGUCAAGAAAUAGUUCUAAUGGAAGAUGCCAUACAGAAUUGCUUGAUCGAUAAAGCGACAGCUGCACAUUUUAAACACGACUCCUCCCACACCAAAUGUAUCACCUGUCCCAAAACCAAGCGAAAAAUGUCUUUCAAGGAAGCUCUAGAAAAGAGUGUUUUUGACAGCCACACUGGGUUUCUGCUUCUUGAAGCUACAAAGUCCCAUAGCUCAGCUAAUACUUCAGCAUUCCAGUACUUCUGGACCUAUCAACGUUUCUGAUAGUGUAGAUAUGAAAACAGAUCAUGCUGGUGUUUAAGGAAUGGGAGAAAAAGGGGCAUGUCCUCUCCCCAAAAACGGACCCGGUGGGACUUGAGAAAGCAGCCUGUUAUGACCUAUAGCUACAAUAUAAAGUUGAGCGCCCUGUAGAAGAUGUUAAUAAACUAUCUACCAGUUGAGCUACAGCAAUCCCUGAUGAUUACCAAGAUGAAAAGCUACAACGCAAUAUAGCAAAAGUUUCUCUGGUAUCACUGGGUGGUAGUAGAAUGCUGCUAUAGACGACUUUACAGGCAAAAACAUAAACAAACAUUUUGUGGCCCAAAUUUAAAGCGGUAGUAAACACUAGAAUUUAAAUGUCCUCCAACAAGCUGAUCGCACUUCGUAUCGCAUUAAUGCGGUCUUUUAAGAUCUCCACUAUAUCUGCACAAGCGUCCUCUCUCUACGUUGUAAACCAACACGUGUUCCUUCACUUUUGAGAUUGACCAUACCUCAUUUAUGGGACAGGAACUGUUUUAAUUUAAUUAAAUUUAAAGCAGUUAAACAAUAAUAUUAAACAAUAAUAUUAAUUAAUAUUAAUAUAAAUUCAAUAUAAAAUAUGAUAUAUAUUACAACCAAACACAGACUGGAAGUUAAAGGGACAGUUUUGCAGAACAAAGAAAUGUAUACAGAUUUGAAACAACCAGAGGGUGAGUAAAUGAUGACAGAAUUUUCAUUUUUGGACCUUAAUUUUGGGCCAGGAACAUGUGUCUGAUGAAACCGUCUAUAGGUCGUGUUUGAAGGAUGUGACAAAGGAUCUAUACUGUCGUGUGGGUUUGAGGAUUUGUUCCAACAUGUAUGUGACUUGAAUGAUUGCUGUGUUGGCAUGGUUGAUCAUUAUCUAACACAAUUUUAGUGUGUAUCUUAUCAUAAUUUUAUAAGAACGUCUUAUAAUAUGUAUCUUGAAAAAUAUUAAGCUAAUUCUGGUGUAACUGGAUAGCUUUUUUUCUGCUGUAAUAUAUUCCUCAGAUAUUUCUCAGAUCUAUCAUGUGUUAUUUCUUUAUAUUUUUUUAUUUAUUGGCAAGCACCAUUCUACAUAAAAUGGCUGGGAGCUUAACAGACAUGAUGCAAUCAGUUCUUGUUUUCCGAUUUAUUGAAACACCAAGCUUGUUGUGUAACUGUUGCCUAAUGUUUUACGAUUUUUAAUCCUCCCACAAUUUAUUUUCACUGAAUUUAGAGAACUGUUGAGGAUGAGAAGAAAGAACAUGGUGAUAAAGUAAACAAGUUGUUGAACUCGAUG